AUGCAUGGACCGACCGAAUGCGAUCUGAAUCGACUUCAAAACUGUGCGAUUUCCUACUUCCCUCGUCGUCAUCUGGGUCUCAUCACAUGCAUUCAAGGAUUGACCACACUUCGUGAAGCUUUCAGUCGUUGUUUGAGUCGACUCUCCGUACGGACACAAAGGAAACUGAUUGAAUGCGCCACUACACAAACUGGUGAGCUACUGAACUACUAUUCCAUGGUGAACACACAUCGAGCGGGAAUAAAAAUAUGGCCAACGAUGUACGUGAAUGGAGUGUUCUUCGAUCGAAGCUAUCCAGUGGAUCAGAAGCUUUGCGAGCACACGGCUUGGUGCUGA
This is a messenger RNA of Ostertagia ostertagi, 336 nucleotides long. Lineage: Eukaryota; Metazoa; Nematoda; Chromadorea; Rhabditida; Trichostrongylidae. The record is from the annotation of a GenBank genome assembly.